Molecule: messenger RNA, 1651 nt
Organism: Serinus canaria (Common canary)
Lineage: Eukaryota; Metazoa; Chordata; Aves; Passeriformes; Fringillidae
Gene: MAFG
Product: MAF bZIP transcription factor G
Exons: 3
Coding region: 203-691 (162 amino acids)
Biological process (GO): regulation of epidermal cell differentiation; regulation of transcription by RNA polymerase II
Cellular component (GO): nucleus
Molecular function (GO): DNA-binding transcription factor activity, RNA polymerase II-specific; RNA polymerase II cis-regulatory region sequence-specific DNA binding
Source: RefSeq, a predicted model, not a curated record
GCAGGCCUGGGAAUUACUUUUACCAGUUCUGAAGUCUUGUCUUCCAUGGCAGGGAAGGAGUCUGCUCUGCUCUGUUUUUUGGCACUUUAAAUCUUUGUUUCCUUGUGAGCACACCUUGACUCUUAAGAUAAGGAGGAAAAAGGUGUUCUGGGCCCUGGCAUGCCACGGAUUGACAGAACCCAGCUGCCAAGGCUGUCGUGUUAUGACGACCCCCAACAAAGGAAACAAGGCCUUGAAGGUGAAGAGGGAGCCAGGCGAGAAUGGGACCAGCUUGACAGACGAGGAGCUGGUGACCAUGUCUGUGCGAGAGCUGAACCAGCACCUGCGGGGCCUGUCCAAGGAGGAGAUCAUCCAGCUGAAGCAGCGUCGGCGCACGCUGAAGAACCGGGGCUACGCGGCCAGCUGCAGAGUGAAGCGCGUUACCCAGAAGGAGGAACUGGAGAAGCAGAAGGCAGAGCUGCAGCAAGAAGUGGAGAAGCUGGCCUCAGAGAACGCCAGCAUGAAAAUGGAACUUGAUGCUCUCCGCUCCAAAUACGAGGCUCUCCAGAACUUCGCCAGAACCGUGGCCCGGAGCCCUGUGACCCCUGCACGGGGGCCUCUCACUUCCAGUAUGGGGCCCCUCGUCCCUGGCAAGGUUGCUACUACCAGUGUCAUUACAAUAGUGAAAUCCAAAACGGACGCCCGGUCUUAGUGAAGCGAGCGUUGCCUGAGCUUGUCUGUGCAGGGCAGUUAGGCACAAAACCAGCCUGGAAUCCCCAAAGCACAAGCCCUCCUCACAUGGGUCCGGGUUCCUUUCACUUGGCCCAGGACUGGCCUGCUGAUCGCUCCAGUUUAUUUUGUUGUGUCCAGAUUGGUAUGAGCAGUGGUGAUGCAUCCCUUGUCCUGUGCAGACAGAGCUUCCCACCCAGCAGUCUGUAGCCCUCGGGUGUCCUGGGGACAGACUGUGAGAUUUUGGUUUUCUACCCAAAGAAAAUCUGUGCAGCGUGGCUGAGAGAAGGGUGGAGGAGUGGCCCGAGGAAAGCUUUCUUCCUGGGGGCUGGGAACCCUAAUUUCCAGUCACUUCCAAAGGCUUUAUUUCAUGACUCUUCCAGGUGGUGCAUCUCAGCGCCUGAACCUGCUGCUUUUGUCUCCUUUGGUACCUGUAGUUACAGUUGGGGUGUUCUGUGUCCUAGGUUUUAUUCCUUUCUAGGUGUGCCUCUGUGCCCUAGCCGUGGGUUUCCCUCAGACCACGCCGUUGGCUGUGUGAGCUGGCAGUGCUGGGGGACGGCGCUGCCGCGUCCUGAGCCCCCGCAGGGAAGGAGGGAGCAGCAGGACUGUGUUGACUGCAGGCCGGUUUUGUGCCUAAUGUGUUGCACUGAACAAGACCAAAAUCACUAGUUGUUCCCGUGUUUUGAGGGUAUCAAGUGUCUCUAGUGUGAUGGUUUACACAACCAGUUUAUGUGGUUAAAUAGCCCUUUAUUUAAAGAGAGAAACAUCAUUUUAAGAAUUAUUAAAUUAUCUAAGUUUAAAAUUGGACAGAAGAGAGAGCGUAUUUAUAGUCAGCUUUUUUACCUGAGAAGGCGAGAAUAUUUGACCAUAUGAGUGGGGAAAUAUUCUCAGAGACUUUGCUAGUUAAAGUUAAUAAAUAAAUAAUUUUAAAGUUUCUCAUGAA